GUAAGGGUAGAGGAAAGAGGAAAUGGGUAAAAGGUUUGAACGGAGUAAAGACAAGGGAUUAUGAUGAAGCGAAGGAAGAGAUGCUCAAAUAUUUUGGCUCACCUCAUGAGCGCCCCCGAUACACGAUGAACGACCUACUAACACUUGUCAGUAAACAGGCUGGUACGCCACUCGAAAACGCACAUGAUCUCAAUCUGCGCUGCAUCAAGUUCGACGUGAUUGCCAACCACCUCCUGGCAAACCAGAGGGUGACAGAAGAAUUCCUAGAUCGCCAGUUUUUCCUUUCGAUACCCGAAGAAUGGAGGGACCCAGCACAACUCCAGCUGAAAUCCCGAAACCCCAAAUACGACACGCGGAACAAGGCUUUCUCCCGGGCAGCCACUAAGGCCACGGUCAGUGAACUCCUUACGCCAGACUGGUACAAGCCACAAGCAGUGGGCGAUGCACGCACUGUGAAGGAGAGAUUAGCCACCAGUAAAUCUGAGGUAAGGGGAAAAGAUACUGACUCAUCGGGUGUCAUGGAGAUUAUCGAACGUCUUGGUAGUCUCGAUAUUUCUAGUGACGCCUACGCACGCACAUAUGCGGCCCUCACUGCCACGAAUCCUAGCGCCGCACGAAUAAUAGCGCCACCGCAACCGAAAUAUGUCCAUCGCCCUCCUACACCAGGAGCGAGUGGAGGGGAGAUCCACAGACCUGUAGCCGAGCGGCAGACACAGCUGCAGGGUGGAUCCGCCAAGAAGAGGUUUGCGGGAGGACGUAGUAGCACGCCUCCAAGUCGAGCAAGGGCGAGCACACCUAGAGGAAGGAAGAGCUCCCCCGACAGCAGACCCUAUGAGCGCAUAUCCUGGAAUGCGGCAUUGAUUGCAACCCUCGAGCGAGGUAGUCGAAGCAAGACGAGAGGGGCGAGAGAAGCCGCAUCUCCCUAUAAUCAGAAUACCAGGCCGACACGCCCAGCCAAUCAGCGUCAAGUCAAGUUCCAACCAAAAGCAAACAACAUACCAAUUCCCAGUGUAGGGCCCACUCCGACAACGGCAUCACCAGCACCAGCACGUGCAACCUCGAGGCCAUCUGAGACCAACCGCGCUCCAAGACCACCAGCUGUACCUGAAAUCCAAAUGGAGGUCGAAGAGACACGGCCAGAAGCCAAGAGGACUGGCCCACUGUAUCGCUAUGUAUCCGAGGCUGAAGAGAAUGCCAAUGCUUCGGUGAUCAUGGCGAAGAUUUUGAAGAUGCCGCUGCCACAGAAUCUCACACUGGGAGACCUGUGCGGUGUGGCUCCUUCGAUACGGAAAUCCUUCACGGACCUAUGCAGGGCUAAGCGAGUCUCAUUGGAACCCAACAGGAAACCUACCGAUACCACUGACAAAGUCGUUUCAGCACCACUGGUGAUGAACAGGGAGCCGGCAUACUCGAAGCCACUACCCAAGAUCCGGUUCACCCUUAAUGGGAUGAUGGAGACGGCACUGUUGGACACCGGAUCCCAGGUGAACCUCUUCACAGAGGACUUUGUCCAGCGUGCUGGGGUACCACUUAACGAGAACCACCGAAUCUCGAUGUCGGGGGUGAACGGCGGGUCGGACCAAUCCAUGGGCGUAUGUGAGUAUGUGGUCAUCGAGUUCGGGCCAGUCAAGACAAAAUCACAUUUCCAUGUGUUCAAGGUGGCGCCAUUUGCUGCAAUACUUGGUCAGCCUUUCAUUGGGGACCAUGUCAUAGCAACAACAGAUGAUGGAGAUACUUACCGGGUGAUGUUGCGCGAUUUCCAUGACCUCAAUUGCAAGGUCUCGAUCGCUCUUCACUCUAAUCCUCGUCCAAAGCCACUGGACAUAUCGGUUUCAACCAACGUGGUCAUGGCCGAUAGGGUAAGCGCGAUGAUUCGUCCCAUUAGCGCCCAAGACUGGGAAGCGGUCGCGAAUGGUCGGAUCGAGGAGAUCGACAUGACAGACGAGGAUUGGGAAAAUGACCCAGGAGGGAGUAGGGGAGGAGCGUGCAUGCUAGCGAUAGGGCACGAGUUUGAGUGGGGGGGAGAAGCCCCCGAUGACGGUAGAGCCGCGCGGAUGAACAUGGUGGCAACGCGAAGUGCAGCAGAGGAACUGCAGAGGUCGAAAAAGUGGCUGAUGAUACAGAAGAAUGAGCGGGGACAAGCGAUAGCGGCCAAAUACAAGACGGUCGACCGCAAGAUCAACCCAGCACCAGGAGUAACCCCUGAAAAUGCAAAAACACUGAGAAAAUUCCCUGAAAACCCACUCGACAGCUUACCGGAUAUACCCUUAAUACCACCACCGUUCCGGGACGGCCAACGAGUGACCAAAAAUAGGCUUGAAGAAUUGCGCUUGAAUACGACUGGUUUCCUUACGGCUGAAGAGCUCCGGAUAUUCGAAUAUAUUUUAUUGGCCAAUGAGAAUGCGAUUGCUUUCGACGAAUCAGAAAAAGGACAGUUUCGCGAGGAUUAUUUCUCACCGUAUAUAAUUCCGACAAUGCCACAUACGCCAUGGGCCGAGUCGAUGAUACCUAUACCCCCAAGCAUACGGGACCAAGUUAACGAGCUACUCAGGGAAAAGAUAAAGAAUGGUACGUACGAGAGAACCGAGAGCACAUCGUAUCGCUCGAGGUGGUUCACCGUCAAGAAAAAGAACGGUAAGAUCCGCAUCGUACAUAACCUCGAACCCCUAAACGCAGUAGCAAUAAAAGACAUAGGACUUCCGCCAGAUCUGGACGAGUUUGCCGAAGGCUUUGCCGGGCGCUCGAUCUAUUCUGCAUUUGAUGUAUUUUCAGGUUUCGAUAACCGCAAGUUGGCUGUAGAGAGUCGCGACCUAACAACCUUUGAGACUCGAGCAUUUGGGACUCUUCGGUUGACGGUGCUGCCUCAAGGCUACAGCAACUCCCCAAGUGAGUUCCAGCGGUGCAUGCUGUUCCUCUUGCAAGACGAAAUCCCCGACAUCGCCAACGUCUUCAUCGACGACCUCGGAGUGAAAGGACCACCAACUCGAUACGAGCGAGAAGACGGGACAUUCGAAACUGUCCCCGGGCAUCCAAACAUACGCCGAUUUGUAUGGGAGCAUGCUCUAGAUGUCAAUCGGGUGCUCCAUCGAGUGGGACAUGCAGGCGCUACCGUCUCUGGGAAUAAGAUCCAGUUAGCACGAGAAGAAAUGGUGAUGGUAGGACAGAGGUGUACUUACGAAGGAAGGGUCCCGGAUACCGAAAAAGUGGCAAAGAUACUGCGCUGGCCAGUUCCUCGUAACGCAACGGAGCUCCGCGGUUUCUUGGGCACUUGUGCGGUUGUCCGGAUCUGGAUUAAGGACUACUCCAAGAUCGCGAAACCCCUCAGUCGGCUGACGGCCAAGGAUGCUGACUGGGAGUGGGGCGACGAGGAACAAGACGCAAUGGACCAACUCAAAGAGCUGGUAACACAUGCCCCAUGCAUAACACCUAUCGACUAUCGAUGUGGGCGAACAAUCAUAUUGGCAGUCGACUCUUCGAAGAUAGCGGUUGGCUUCAUCCUAUACCAACUUGAUCAGAACAACCGCAAGCGGCCAGCAAGAUUUGGGUCGCUCACCUUCAACGACCGCGAGAGCCGAUACUCACAGCCGAAGCUGGAACUCUAUGGAAUCUUUCGUGCACUGAAGAAAUGGCGGCACCUGUUGAUAGGGGUCAAAAAUUUCGUGUUAGAGACAGACGCGCGAUACAUCAAAGGAAUGCUCAACGCACCCGAUGAGGUCCCAAAUACCACACUCAAUCGCUGGAUUGAGUUCAUUCUGCUCUUCACGUUCACCCUAAAACAUGUGCCAGCAAAGGACUUUGCCGGGCGAAAAGAGAAAGUGAUCGAACGGCCACUGGGAGGCGAGCGGGUGGCCAGGAGGUUUCGAGCGGUUCCGUUAGCGGGCGAAAGAAGUUUGGGAGAGUGGAAUACAGACGAAGAAUUAGAAAAAGUUAAAGGAUUCUUGGAGACGUUGGAGAGGCCAGAAGGAUUGGAUGAGAGGGAGAUGAAGUCAUUUCUGAAAUAUGCGCGACAAUUCUUCAUUGGAGAAGACGGAGAUAUGUACAGACGGGCGAAGAGCGGGGACAUGCAUCUGAAAGUUGUCUGGAGGAAAAAGAGAGCGGAAGUGUUACGAGGAGUGCACGAAGAGAUGGGUCAUAGAGGGCUGUUCGCUACGCGUCGGCACUUGAUUGACCGUUAUUGGUGGCCAGAAGUCUAUGCGGAUGUCGAGAUUUGGGUACGAGGCUGCACAAAAUGCCAAAAAUUCAGCGAUCGCAAGAUAACUCUUCCAGUUCGGCCAAGCUCACCUGUUCAGCUGUUCCGGAAGUUCUACGUCGACGUGAUGUACAUGCCUCCUUCCAAUGGAUACAAGUAUGUCGUAUUGGCGCGGGACGAAGCUACCACAUACGCUGAAGGCCGGAUGCUUCGUGCCAUCAAUGCCCCCGCUCUUGCUCAAUUCCUAAUGGAAGAGAUCAUCACACGGUGGGGAGCCAUUAAGGAGAUCACGACAGACAAUGGCCCAGAGUUUGGAGCGGCGGUGAAGGACCCAAGGACUGGUCGAGAAAGGCCACCAUCCAUUCCGACGAACGCUGUUGAAGUCCUGUGGUCAGCCUUCCCGCUGGUCACGGUACUUCCAUCACGCGCUUUGGGUAGAUCGCGCGACGGUGAGAAAAGCGACGGGGUACUCACCCUUUUAUCUCGCACACGGGUACCACCCGCUACUCCCGAUCGAUGCGUUCCAGCUCACUUUCGCCUGGAAUUCACGGCCAAUGACGACGGAAGAGCUAACGGAGGAAAGGAUCAAGUUGUUAGCGGAAAGAGAGGAGGCAGAAGAGGAGGCGUUGGAGAGAAUCAGGAAGUCACGAUGGGGGUACAAGGAGAGGUUCGAGAGGGAGCACGCACGUACCUUAUUCAAAGGAGAGUUGAAGCCGGGACAACUCGUCUUGGUUCGAAACUCAGCAGUGGAGAAGGAGCUAAACAGAAAACAUAA
Molecule: messenger RNA, 4964 nt
Organism: Acaulospora colombiana
Lineage: Eukaryota; Fungi; Glomeromycota; Glomeromycetes; Diversisporales; Acaulosporaceae
Source: the annotation of a GenBank genome assembly